Spizellomyces punctatus DAOM BR117 is the source of this 574-nucleotide messenger RNA. RefSeq lists its product as uncharacterized. The transcript has a single exon. Lineage: Eukaryota; Fungi; Chytridiomycota; Chytridiomycetes; Spizellomycetales; Spizellomycetaceae. Bases 73 to 462 code for a protein of 129 amino acids. The record is from RefSeq and is a predicted model, not a curated record.
GAACUUGGUGAGUGCUUAUAUAAAAAAGCAACCCAGCACAAGGCCCGGCAUCAAGACAACCACCACAAAAUCAUGAAGACCUCAUCUCUUCCUGUCCUCGUCCUCCUCGCGGCAUCCGCCGCCUCCGUGGCAGGCGACUGCAGGGUUCACCUUCCGGUAUCGGGCUUCCCCGCUUGGAUUAACGGCACCUGCAUCGACAACCCCACACCUGGACAGCCCGGCUCGUACUUCCUCGCCCAAAAGGGGAAUGAGUACGUGCUGCACAAGUGUUCGCAGAAUUGCACCACCUGCGAAACCAAGGAUAUGUAUUUCGAUUGCUCUAUCAAUGCUGAUGUACUUCAGCAAGUGCAUAAUAUUACGCAAGCGCCUGUAUGGGACAGCAGCAGCGGGGCGCGACAAGUCGGCGUGGGUUCCUUUUGGGUGGGGACGGGUUUGAUCGUUGCUGGGUUGUUCACACUCUGAUUUUUAGAUAAGUCUGUAGAAUAGAUACAAUCUAGAAGAAGAACUGUAGGAGUAGACAAUAUAGCCGAUCUAGAACCUUGUAAUCUAUUUUAACAAAGAUAUAGAAGCCGGA